AUGGGAACCAUCUUACGCGCUAAAAAAGGAAAAAACAAUUUAUCUACAACAAAUGACUUAUAUAAUACUGACUAUCAUAAUCAACAGAAAGAAAUGAUAACUGAGUCAAUUCCAAAGAUUGUCCCAUUGUAUGAUGGCACAGAACUAAAAAUUAAUCAAAAGUUAAUAAUGAAUGGACUCGCUACUAUAUCAGUACGAAAUAUGAGAUCUAAAGAAUAUGCUAUUAAAAAAAGGAAUUCAUUUUUCAAUCUUCAUCGUCCUGAAUUAAAAGGUUUAAAUAUUAUACCUACUGAAAACCAACAAGAGAACAUUUUACACCAGCAGAUUCUUAAAGAAGUAAAGACAAUUCACGAGAUAAAAACAAUGAAAUCACUUUGUACAAUUAAUGGGCCACAAAGUUCACCAGCAAAUAACCAAGCCAACAUUUCUAAUGAUAAUCUCAAACCUGAUGCGACAUUAUUGGAAAACCAUUUUUCAAAAAGACUUGUAAAGCCGAUAGCCAUAUCCUCAUUCAAUCAACAAAUCAAAUGGGUUGACAGUUUAGUUUUUACGGAGCCUGAAGAAUCAACAUUAAAAGCAGAUAAAUAUUGUGUUCACGAUGUGGAAAUAAAAUCUACUUUAAUCGACUGA
Molecule: messenger RNA, 630 nt
Organism: Rhopalosiphum maidis (corn leaf aphid)
Lineage: Eukaryota; Metazoa; Arthropoda; Insecta; Hemiptera; Aphididae
Exons: 6
Coding region: 1-630 (209 amino acids)
Source: RefSeq, a predicted model, not a curated record